AUGCACUUCUCUGAGUAAAACUCUAUUGAAAAUGAUAAUCGAAUAAAAUAACUAUAGAAAAAGAGAGAAGCCAUCUAAAAGUAGACUGAAAUGAGGAGAAAGGAGAUUGAACAACAUUCUGAUUUGGAUUACGAAAAAAUCUAGAAAGAAAACGAGAUACUGAUUUAAGAUAAAUAUAAUGUGGAGUAGAGAGCUGCCAAAUUGCAAGAAGUGUAUAAUGGUCUCAAACUGAGCGUAAUGAAAUAGUAAUUAUAAUUCAAAUUUUAUAGAGUUGGAAAAAUACAAGUUUCUGCUGAUACCUUAUGCAAACAUAAAUAAAACAUCUAUGAACAUAUGGUGAGACAUAAAUCAAAGGAGGCCGACCUAUUUUUAUUUGCUACAAACACAAAACCUAAGGAUUACUUUUAAGUUUUAGAAGACAAUUUGAAUUAAGGUCCAUUGGUAUAAGAGAAAGAGAAGGAAAUGGAAGCCUUGAAAUUACAAAAUCAAAUCCUGAAGAAUGAAUUGGAAAUCCAUAAAAACCAAUAGUAAUACAUUCGAGAAUUCUCUAACAACCCUCACAUUGACUAAGAUAUCAUUAAAAACAUGGUUAAUGAAAAUCAGUUUAAUAGAAUCAAUACAAGCAAAAAUGAGAGAAGCAAUAGUUAAUUGAGCAUGGAAACUAAAUAAAUUAUGGACUUUUAUAAUGAAAAAUAAUAGUCCUCUUCUAUGUAUAAGGAAUAAUUGUAAUUUGGUUGA
Molecule: messenger RNA, 738 nt
Organism: Paramecium tetraurelia
Lineage: Eukaryota; Ciliophora; Oligohymenophorea; Peniculida; Parameciidae
Exons: 2
Source: RefSeq, a predicted model, not a curated record